AUGCUACGCUCUCAAGCAGGCCUCCUGACGAGGCCCUUACGGCUUUUGACAGCCUCGAAUCGAGUCCUGCCAUUAUGCAAUAGAAGACUCACAUUCUGCACUAAGGCCAGCGAUAAAGUUGAAAACACUUCUACCAGCACUAGCUCGGGGUCUUCGUCGAGCAGUAACGGCUCUACUACGAAUAAGAACAACAAACCCGACUUCUGGGCCGGUCCUAAGAUGCUCCUGUCAACUGUGGGCUCCAUCGGCGUGCUGUAUGUCAGCUACUACUUUUAUAAAGCCAACUUCGACGUGGAGCGAACGAAGCAGUUGUUGAAACAACAGUAUCAGCAGUGGCCCCUUUACCCCCCACCAGGGCCGUCUCAAGCUGAGCUCAUCACCAGAGUCGAUCAUGCUGGUCUCAAUCAGGAGAUGAUGGACACUUUAUCGACUUGGUUCUUAUAUGAAGAUAAUAGAAGACAGCACGGUGUUAGUCGGCAGUUUAUCAUUGAGACCUGUCGCGAAGUAUUGCAGCUCUUGGAUUCACCUGAUCGCAAUUUCGGUGACGACCUAAAUGCCAAAUGCGAUGCUGUUGUGGAUGACUUCGUGGCUCAAGGCGUUGGUCGGUCAGAUGAAGAGAAACGCUUGUCCGGAUGCACUGUGAACGAGGUUUCGAGAUUGCUAUCAGCUCUGUUCGAGAUUCAUGGUGGAGGUGAUGACAUCCAAGAGAAGGCGAAAAACAAUUUGAUUGAUGAGGUCAGCAGAACCUAUCGGGAGCAGGUGGAGAUGGCGAGAGCUUUUCAAGAUGCCAUCAAGUUCGAGCCCUUGCCGGACAUAUCCGAGGAUGAGGCCGAUCGGGCCGUAUUGGUGCUGGAGUUAGAGCAAUACCAAACAGAGUUGGACGAGGGGAAGUGUGAUGAUGGCAGAAAGCAGUGGUUGCAGGAGGAAAUAAAGGAAGUGAAGAAGUUACUCAACGAAAUGAAGAAAUAG
Perkinsus marinus ATCC 50983 is the source of this 969-nucleotide messenger RNA. RefSeq lists its product as hypothetical. The record is from RefSeq and is a predicted model, not a curated record. Lineage: Eukaryota; Perkinsozoa; Perkinsida; Perkinsidae. The transcript has a single exon. Bases 1 to 969 code for a protein of 322 amino acids.